AUGUAUGUAUGCCGUCUUCUACCUGCGGAGUAUGAGGAAGCCGAUUGUGACGUGAAACCAGAAAAUUUAGUUCCCCUUGAGAUCGUCAAAGCGUUUUCCGUGCAACGUUGUCGAAGUUAUGAAUACCGAUUCGCUAUAGUACAAUUGAUUGACAAAGGCACUAUACAAUCGUUGUUCGGAGAAGAAGAUCAAAUUGCGAGAGCUGGAUAUGAGUUUGGAAAUAAAAGAGGGUACAAAGCCAUGCUACAUGGAGAACGAUUCAGUGUUGCAGGGCUUCAUCCUGUACUUGUUAUCAAGCACCAAUGCAAUUCCGACAUCGACAAAUAUUUGGAAGUUGAAUUAGACUCUCAUAUGUAG
Messenger RNA from Caenorhabditis remanei, 357 nucleotides. RefSeq lists its product as uncharacterized. NCBI's taxonomy places the organism in Eukaryota, Metazoa, Nematoda, Chromadorea, Rhabditida, Rhabditidae. The record is from RefSeq and is a predicted model, not a curated record. The transcript is spliced from 3 exons. The coding region runs from base 1 to 357 and encodes 118 amino acids.